Molecule: messenger RNA, 4323 nt
Organism: Dipodomys ordii (Ord's kangaroo rat)
Lineage: Eukaryota; Metazoa; Chordata; Mammalia; Rodentia; Heteromyidae
Gene: Fchsd2
Product: FCH and double SH3 domains 2
Exons: 19
Coding region: 309-2369 (686 amino acids)
Biological process (GO): neuromuscular synaptic transmission; regulation of actin filament polymerization
Cellular component (GO): recycling endosome; neuromuscular junction
Molecular function (GO): protein binding
Source: RefSeq, a predicted model, not a curated record
CCCUGGCGCCCCCGCUCCCGGCCCCCGCCCCCUCGCGGUCUCCGCCUCCUUUUCCUCACACACCCCCCGGGCUGCCCGGGCCCCAGGCCUUCCCCGCGCUCCUCCUCCUCCGUCUCUUCACACUCUCUCCGACCUGGGUCCUUUUGCUGCCCGUCGGCCUGGCAGCCUCUGGGGCGAGUCCUCCUCGGGCUCCCUUUCACACGCACGCACGCGCCCUCGCUCGCAGGGCGGCCCCCUCUUCUCCAGCCUUCCUCCUGACCGUCCUUUAAGGCCGCCGUCGGGGGAAGGAUUGAUGUCCCUUCAGCAUCAUGCAGCCGCCGCCGAGGAAGGUGAAAGUUACACAAGAGUUGAAAAACAUUCAAGUUGAACAGAUGACAAGACUUCAAGCCAAACAUCAAGCAGAAUGUGAUUUGCUUGAAGAUAUGAGGACAUUCAGUCAGAAGAAGGCUGCAAUUGAAAGAGAAUACGCACAGGGCAUUCAGAAGUUGGCUAGUCAGUACCUGAAGAGAGAUUGGCCUGGAAUAAAAGCUGAUGAUCGGAAUAAUUACAGGAGUAUGUAUCCUGUUUGGAAAUCUUUUCUCGAGGGAACAAUGCAGGUAGCCCAGUCUCGGAUCAAUAUAUGUGAAAACUACAAAAACUUCAUUUCUGAGCCUGCAAGGACAGUGAGAAGCAUAAAAGAACAACAACUAAAAAGGUGUGUGGACCAGUUGACAAAGAUCCAAACUGAAUUACAAGAAACAGUGAAAGAUUUAGCUAAAGGCAAAAAGAAGUACUUUGAGACUGAACAGAUGGCUCAUGCAAUACGAGAGAAAGCUGACAUCGAGGCAAAGUCUAAACUUAGUCUUUUUCAAUCAAGAAUCAGUUUACAGAAGGCAAGUGUAAAGUUGAAAGCCCGACGAUCUGAGUGCAAUUCCAAAGCUACUCAUGCAAGGAAUGACUACCUUCUCACACUAGCAGCAGCAAAUGCACAUCAGGAUCGCUACUAUCAAACUGAUUUACUUAACAUUAUGAAGGCUCUUGAUGGAAAUGUAUAUGAUCACCUCAAAGAUUAUUUAAUAGUUUUCAGUCAGACUGAGCUGGAAACAUGCCAAGCUGUACAAAACACAUUUCAGUUUUUAUUAGAAAACUCAAGCAAGGUGGUACGGGACUAUAACCUUCAACUGUUUUUACAAGAGAAUGCUGUAUUUCACAAACCUCAGCCUUUCCAGUUCCAGCCUUGUGAAAGUGAUACUAGUCGACAACUGGAAUCAGAAACUGGGACUACAGAGGAACACAGUCUAAAUAAGGAGGCUCGGAAAUGGGCCACACGGGUGGCACGUGAGCACAAAAACAUUGUUCAUCAACAGCGGGUUCUGAAUGAUCUGGAAUGUCAUGGAGUUGCCAUAUCAGAACAAAACCGGGUAGACCUGGAACAGAAAAUAGAUGAAGCCAGAGAAAAUAUCCGUAAAGCAGAGCUUAAUACAGAUAUGGAAAGAGAAGAAGGAGAAGAGUUUGAAGACAAUAUGGAUGUUUUUGAUGACAGUAGUUCAAGCCCUUCUGGCACCUUAAGAAAUUAUCCACUCACCUGCAAAGUUGUUUACUCCUACAAGGCUUCUCAACCAGAUGAGUUGACCAUUGAGGAACAUGAGGUGUUAGAAGUGAUUGAAGAUGGAGAUAUGGAAGACUGGGUAAAGGCUCGAAAUAAAGUUGGCCAAGUGGGUUAUGUGCCAGAAAAGUACCUCCAGUUUCCCACCUCGAACAGCCUACUGAGCAUGCUGCAGUCGUUGGCUGCUCUGGAUAGUCGGUCACACACGUCCAGCAAUUCCACAGAAGCAGAGCUCGUUUCAGGCAGCCUCAACGGAGAUGCCAGUGUCUGUUUUGUGAAAGCACUUUAUGACUAUGAGGGACAGACAGAUGAUGAGUUGUCUUUUCCUGAGGGAGCAAUCAUCCGUAUCUUGAACAAAGAAAACCAAGAUGAUGAUGGCUUCUGGGAAGGGGAGUUCAACGGGCGGAUUGGAGUUUUCCCAUCGGUGCUAGUAGAAGAACUUUCAGCCUCAGAGAAUGGUGACACUCCAUGGAUGAAAGAAAUUCAGAUCUCUCCUUCCCCCAAGCCAAACGCCGCCCUGCCUCCGCUGCCCUUGUAUGACCAGCCUCCCAGCAGCCCUUACCCCAGCCCAGAUAAGAGGAGCUCACAAUUCUUCCCCCGAUCUCCGUCAGCAAAUGAAAACAGUCUCCAUGUUGAAUCGCCAGGAUUCUCACAGGCAUCAAGGCAUACUCCUGAGACCUCGUAUGGAAAACUGCGUCCUGUCCGGGCAGCUCCCCCUCCUCCCACACAGAACCACAGGAGGCCAGCUGAAAAGAUGGAGGAUGUGGAGAUCACACUGGUGUGACCAUGGCUUUACCCUCUGUUACUGCUACAAUCAAGGCCAGGCUUGGAGUUCGGCCCAUCUUGUUUUUUUAGGCACCUUUGCAUGAUGAUGACUCUUGAACAGAGCAAAACCAAGGAGGAUUCUUGACUGGUGGCCUGGUGGACUCCUCCCAUGUUUUGAAUAUUUUGUGCCUUUUUUAGUUGUCAUUUUCUAUAUCAUCUCUCCUACCAUAGCACAAAUCUUAGAGGCCCUAGAAGAAGAGUGGAGAGCAGCCCUCAUGCCUAACAGUGGCCCAUUUUUAUAUGAGACUGGCCUCAUGCCAAGGCACAGUCGCAGAAUUACUGAUCAUGUGCAUUCGUACAGUAUAUUACUGUGGCCACAAGGAUGUGGCAAAGAUCUCAUCUUUCUUCAAGUGGCUUUUGCUCAUCUGAUUAAGUAUUAAUCAGAUCAUGUUGGCUACAUAAGGAAACAGAAGGAGGGAUUCAGGAGAGGCUGGUUCCUCCCCAAGGUUCAUCCCCUAGACUGAAAGUGACACUUGACUGGGAAGAAAGGGACUGAUUGCCCUGAGUUUAGCGCCAACUGCAUUAACGCACACCUCCUCCACAACUAACAGGUUUUAAAUGGUAACCGUGUCCUUUGUGUUAAUAUUUAUGCCAUUCAUUUAGUAUUAGGGGGCUAACCUGGAGGGGCUGAACUAGUAGCCAUGUCUUGCCCAUUACAUAAAUAAUAGAAAAAAAGGAGGCCAUGGCUGAAGCUGAAAUGGAGCUUCCAGAUCUGAAAUGAAGUGGUUUAAUGUUCUUUUUGUCUUUGGGGUAUUUUUCAUCAUAGUUUUUACAGCACAUACUUUUCUGACCAGUAUCUUUAGAAUCUGAAUGUGUGGAUACAUUGAGGACACAUGCCUGCAUUGCUGAGCUUCUCUACUGAGGAGGCAUUAUUUUAUUCACAAGCUAGUGUUCUGGCCUACACAGCCAUAUUGUGGUUGGUGCAGACCACCUGUCACCCAUGGAAAAUUCAGCUUCAGCUCCCACUGUCCUGACAUUCCCUUGGGAGGAAGAGCCUAUGGGCCCAUGAAGGAAACUAGCUUCCUGUGAGAAAGGACCAAGUACUGCACACCUGCACAAGAGGAGUGGAUGAGAAAAGUUGAAUGCCGGGACAAGUGUUCUUGGUGGCCUACAGCAGCAAGACCCAGAAUGAGCUCUGGCACUCCGUACCAUGGAAAGUAAGGAGCACAUUACCUGAGGACUAAGGGACAUUUGCCAGCUCCUGUUUAUUUUUGUCAAGAAAUCAAACAGAACUUAAUCCAAACCUUGUAUUAUGCUUUUGAAAAUUCCAUCCCUUCUAAGAAUCUUGAAAAACUUGAAGUGCUCGCCAAAUGUCCCCAUGGGAUCUUUGACCAAAAGUAAGGUCAGAACCCAAGAAAUUUUCAGUUAGUCACUUGAUCCCUCAGUGACAACACUUCUAGCAAUUUUUCUCCAUGAUUUUGUUUUUGUUUUUUGCAUUUCUUAAUCUGUUGAUCUAUUUGAGGUCUUUUUGUGUUUAUCAAACUUAUUCUUAAGUUUAAAAAAUUAAAAGGGUGGCUUUUAUAAGACAAAAAUUUUCCUGUGUUCCAUAUCUUCAAAGUACUUAUGAAUAGUAGAGCAGUUCUUGCCACCCAGACCUUGUAUUCUCUCUUUAGCUAGCCAAAUUUGUCCUUGAAUUUGGGUUUUUCACAACCUCAGAGAAUUAUUUCAAAUCUUUUGUUAUAUUUUAAAGUAUUUUUUGGAAGAGCUGCUAAUUUUAUUUUAAAAAACAAAGUUGUAAAAAUAUGCCUCCUUUUUAAAAAAUAACCCCUCCCUCCAGGCCAUGUAACCCAGAGUCACCAUGCACAGGUCAGGCUCACAGAGAGCCUAUGUGCAGAUGUGCUUUCUUUACAGUGGCUGUAAAAAGUUUGUAUUUAUUAUGUAUAAAAUGUUGAAUAAUAAAAAAACAGAAUUAA